Molecule: messenger RNA, 1308 nt
Organism: Morchella sextelata
Lineage: Eukaryota; Fungi; Ascomycota; Pezizomycetes; Pezizales; Morchellaceae
Exons: 5
Coding region: 1-1308 (435 amino acids)
Source: RefSeq, a predicted model, not a curated record
AUGGUGGUUUUUGGUUUCUCGGGAGCUUUUAAUGCUUGCAUCGUUCUUGCAUCCUUGCAUUCGGCUGUUGCUGCUGCGAAUGAUAUUGAUAGACCGCUCUAUGUCAGGGCGGAUAAGAACUGGGGAUACAAUAGCAAGGCCGACACAGCACACAUCAUCCGCGAAAACCAUCUCGAGAAAUGGUGUUCCACAUGGCUCGGCCACCCGUCGAAGCCGGCGCCAGUCACAGUUUCAGUGACCUCUACCAAGACUCAGAAGGUCCACACCACGGAGAUUGUGACAAAGACUUUCACCAUCACGAAGGGGACUACUACUGUUACGACGGAUGUCACGGUGACAAAUGAUGCUACUGAUAGGGUCGUUGGGACAGACUAUGUUAUGGAGACGGACCUGGGGUAUGCUACUGAUAUCGCAACGACGACUGUGACGAGUGUGGUGGGGACGUCGACUGUUACUUCUGUGGCGGCGACGGAGACGGUUGUAACUGUUACUGGGGAGUCGACUGUUGUGGUUACUGCCACCGUGACGGAUCCUAACACUGUGACAUCAACAUCAACCUUCCUCUUCACCCCAACCCUCGGCCCCCUGAUGACCGCAUCAGCGAGGGCUGCUCCUCCGUCAUUGGCGGGCCCAAAGCAGGGCACACAAUCACCAAGGUCAUCGCAACCACCACCAUCACAAACACGCACUCCAAGACGCACACCAGCUUCAGGUGGCCAUGUCGUCGUCCCUAAGGAAACCGUGACUGUGACAUCCACCAUCACCGAGCAGGCCACAAACGACAUCACCGCAACACUCACCACAAUCCUCACCACCACCGCCACACUCUCUUCUACAACCUCCAUCAUCGCCCCCUCCACCGUCCUCACCACCGAGCUCUCCACCUCCACCACUAUCAUCCCCACCAUCACAACCAUCACCACAACCACCACUAGCAUCACUACCCCUACUACAACCGUCACAGUAAUAUCCACCCGCUGCCCCGCGCCCCCGGCCUCCCGCAUCACCGGCACCGACGGCGUCCAAGUCCCCGACAACAAUGCCCCCGGAAGGCUGCAGUUCCCAGACGUGAAGGGCAGCGAGGAGUGUUGUCUUGCCUGCUGGGGGCCGGGCAGAGUGGAGGGGUGCUCGGCGUGGGCGUCGGGGCCGAAUUAUUGCUUCUUGAUCGCGGCGGUGGAGGGGCCCGGGGCUACGGAUGUGUGUCCCGCGGGAUUGGGGGGCGGGGUGUUGUAUUAUUCGCCGGGGAGGAUGGAUGCGGUGGGCGGGCCGGGGCCGUGCGCGGGGGCGAGUUUUAGGACGUCGAAUUAA